Molecule: messenger RNA, 7842 nt
Organism: Closterium sp. NIES-67
Lineage: Eukaryota; Viridiplantae; Streptophyta; Zygnematophyceae; Desmidiales; Closteriaceae
Source: the annotation of a GenBank genome assembly
CAUCAGUGACUGACAGUCCAUGGGCUUUCCUGAACCAAGAAGCCAUGGUUGGACGGACAGGAGGCACAAUAGGGCUAGCUUAGCACUGUCGUAGGUUAACGCCACCGUGGAAUGCCAGGCGUUAGAGCUGGUAGGAUCGAGAGACGGAGAUCCAGUUUGAGCGCUUUAUGUCAAAGCACGUCUUCUUUACAUCUGUGACCAGUCCAGUUUGAGUGCUUUUUGUACGUCCUUGGACGUUCUUGGGCUGCAGAUUUGUGAGUCAGCCUAAUUUUAGUGAUCAGUAAGCGACCCGCGGGCUGCUCUAUUAGGCAUGGUCUUAAGGUAGCUGAUUGAAUUCUGUAAUAGAACUGAGGACUGACUCUCUUCCGUGCUAGAUUCCUUCACACUGGUUCAUUCAGAAGCAUACAAGAUAUAUUACAGGAGAGAUAGUUAGGAAUCUAUUGAAAUUAAAGCGCCAUACCCGGAUAAUUGUUUCAUAAGAUGGCAAUCGCACCUGCUGCUGCUGCUGCUGCUGCUGCUGGAAAAAACAUCCUGGUCGGUGCUCACAUCCUUGUCACCUCUCUUGUCUUCUCCAUGGCCACUGGCCCUGGCUGGACCGCAAAUGAAUCUUUUUGGGCCGCCUUUUGCGGCCCCAACGACCCAUACAGUCCAGCCUGUAUUAGCGGAAACCUCCUCUUCAGUCACAACCAGCCACUCAGUCGAUUGCAUGAUGUCACACAGUCUCGCAUGACAUCAUCAGAAUCACCAUCGGGUCUUGCACCCUCUCAAGCUAACCACUUCCCAAAUUCCUCCUCCUCUUCGUUCUCUUCCUCCUCUUCCUCCAUUUAUCGCUUCCCGUCGCCUGUAUCCCCACCUGCGUUCACCAAUUCCACGUGGCACCACCUCCUGAUGCCACAUCAGCACCAUCAGCUCCAUCCGUUUCUCCCGGAUACUUUUCCCUCGCACCUCCACCUGUCCUCUCCCCUCCCCUGGAGCUCCCUUGAGCAAGUCUCAGCUUUUUUCCAACGGGCAGGAGAGGAAAGGUUUCUGCCCAAGUGGAUCCACAUCUUCUCCCUCUCCCCGUGCCUCCAGCACGCCUCCUUCCUCUUCCUCUCCUCCUUCCUCCUCCUCGCAACCCUCUCCCACAUUCUGAUCCUUCCCAAACCUAAUCCCGAACCUAGUUCCAAGCCUGACUCCCAGCCCCGUAGAGCCCAGAAUGGUACGGAGAGGUCAGCAGGUACGGGGGGGAGGGGAGAGAGGGGAGUGCAGGAAAGUUGUGGGGGAAGGGAGCAGAAGGGAGGGGAGGAGUGGCGUGCAGGACUGUUAUUCUGGCCUGAGCUCGUCCUCUCUAUCAUUGCAGCUGCCUGCUGGACAGGGCUUCUCCUGUGGGAGAUUUUACCUGGCUUCCGGACGCAUCCAGCACCUCCCCACAAUUUGGCACCGCCCCACGAGCUAGCAUACGCGGCAGGGCAGGCCGUCACGUAUGCGCUGGCGGCAGGCGUGCUGCUGCUGUUCGAGAGGAGGCGGGACGCUACAGUGGUGGGGUCGGCGCGGGUGUGGCUGUUCUUGAACGCUGUGCUUGUGCUGAUGCUCUCUAUGGUCAUUCUGCUCCGGCUCUGGAGCAAAGGCCAAGGGAGGGGCUUGGGGGAGGGAUCUGGCGUUGGAUCUGGUUUGGGAGCUGGUUUGGGAUUUGGUUCGGGAGGUGGUUUGGGGUCUGGAAUUCGAGAUUGGAACGAGGAGAGGGUGACCGCGUGGAGCGAUUUCCUGACACUUGGCAGCUUGCCAUUGGCUGUUUUCUUGGGGGUGGUUGGAGUGCUCGGCAGGCCUGGUUGGGCUCGUCUGGACCGAGGGAUGGGAGCGAGAGGAGGAGAGAGAGGAGGCGAAGGGAGGGAAGAGGAGGGCGAGGGUGAUGGGGAGGAGGAGCAGCAGGAGGAGGGCGAGGGUGGUUUUGAGGAGGGUUUGAGGAGUAGGCCGGUUGUGAAGGGGAGAGCUUGCCUUACAAUCGGAGAUGAAAGCGACUCUGAUGAGGACAACGAGUCUGAUACUAGUGAGGAUGGCGGGGAGGAAUUGAAACCGGAUAGCGAACUGGGAGUCAGGAAUAUGCAUCAAUCGCAGCUGGGGCAGCAGCAGGGGCAGCAGCAGCAGGCAGUGGUGGUGGCCGCUGUGUCUCCGUACGCCACUGCAAGCUGGCUGUCUCGUCUCUCGUUUUCCUGGAUAUCUCCUCUUCUGGACACAGGCAACCAGAAUCUGCAGCUUCAGCAGCAACAGCAGCAGCAGGAGCAGGAGCAGUGGCAGGAGGAGAAGGAGGAGGUCCCAAGAGAUCAGAAGCAGCAUCUGAUCUCACUACAGGACGUGCCGUGCCGGCCACCUUCUCAUGGCUGCGAUGCCAUGUUCCGUGCCUUUGAUGCCUGCUGGCAGACGCAGCUCGCUCUGGCUGCUGGGGGUACUACUGCUGCUGCUGCUGCUGCUGCUGCUGCUGGUAGUAAUGCUGCCGCUGGUAGCAUUUCUGCUGGUGCUGCUGCUGGUAGUGCUGAGGCUACCGUGACGACUCCGCUGUUAGCCACCCAUCACCAGCAGCAGGGGCACGAGCAACCGCAACUGCAGCAGCAGCAGCAGCAGCAACAGUCCCCUGCCAUGCUCUCCCGCUUCACCGCCCCUACGAAGCCCUCAGUGGCCCAAGCGCUGCUCGCCUGCUUCUGGCGUCCCCUGCUCUUCACGGGCCUGCUCAUCCUGCUCAAGGCGGCAGUCAUGUAUGCCGGCCCCCUGCUUCUGUCUAGAUUCGUGGACCUCGCUGCGGGGAAAGGACAGUUUGAAGGGGAGGGUCUGGUGCUCGUGGUGGUGCUGCUGCUGGCUAAAGCGACAGAGACGGCUGUGGGGCACCAGUACAACUUUCAAGCCCAGUCCCUAGGCCUGGACAUCCGAGCAGCACUGGUUGGAGCUCUCUACCAUAAAGGCCUACGUCUAUCGAGCAGGGCGAAGCAGCGGCACACGGUGGGCGAGGUGGUGAACUACAUGUCAACAGACGUGCAGCGCCUGGCGGACCUCAUGCUACAGCUGCACAACGUGUGGGUGCUGCCGCUGCAGAUCGCCAUUGCGCUCGUCAUCCUCUUCAAGGUGGUGGGUGUCUGCAUGCUGGCGGGACUGGCGGUGAUGCUGGCAGCCAUGGUUUUCAACCUCCUCAUCGCAGCCUCUCUCCGUGCCGCAGUGGCGCAGAUCCUUAAAGCCAAGGAUCGGCGCAUGAAGGCCACCUCGGAGGCGCUCUCUGCCAUGCGGGUCAUCAAGCUCUACGCCUGGCAGACCUUCUUCGAGAAUCAAAUCAAAUCGCUGCGAGAUUCCGAGGCCGGCUGGCUCGGCAGGUACAUGGCGAUAGGUGCGACGAACAUCUUUCUGCUGUGGCUGUCGCCUCUAGCCGUGUCGGUGGGCACGUUUGGCGCCAUGGUGGCAGUGGGCGUGCCGCUCACGCCUGGGGCUGUCUUCACUGCCAUUGCCACAUUCCGCAUUCUGCAGGAGCCGCUGCGGUCGUUCCCCUCAGUAGUGGCGGCAAUGGCACAGGCCCUGGUGUCCCUCAAGCGGGUUACCUCUUUCCUGUUGGAGGAGGAGAUUCAGAUUGAUGCUGUGCUGCGACUAGAGGGGAAGGAGGGAGGGGCGGGAAACACACGGGGUGUUGCGACGCCAUUGGAGGAGAACAAGAAGGGGUCGGAGAAUGGGCGGGUACUUCAAUCUGGGGGCAGGGAGAGAGGGAGUGGGAGAGAGGAGGUGGAAUGUUCCGGCACGAGGGGUACCGUGGCUUGGGAUGGCUUGGCUGGUGGUGGCGGCUUGGCUGGUACUGGCUUGGCUGGCACUGGCUUGGCUGGUACUGGCUUGGCUGGUACUGGCUUGGCUGGUAUUGGCUUGGCAGGUACUGGCUUGGCAGGUGGUGGUGGCUUGGCUGGUACUACUGGCUUAGCAGAUGACGUGGUGGUGCGGGUGCAGGGUGGGGUGUUCAGCUGGGAUGGGGAUUCCAGUAAGCCGACGCUAUCUGGAAUCGAGUUGGAGAUUAAAAGGGGGAUGAGAGUGGCUGUGUGCGGGGCGGUGGGGGCGGGCAAGUCCAGCUUGCUGUCAUGCCUACUUGGGGAGAUGCCCAAGAUCAGAGGCGAGGUCGCCCUAGUGGGCUGCACAGCCUAUGUGCCCCAGUCCGCAUGGAUCCAGAACGCCACUGUGCGCGACAACAUUCUUUUCGGGCAGCCCGUUGACCGGGCGCGCUACAGCCGGGUGCUGCAGCAGUGCGCGCUACAGCUGGACCUGGCACUGCUGGCGCACGGGGAUGCCACACAGAUAGGCGAGAGGGGGGUCAACCUGAGUGGGGGCCAGAAGCAGAGGAUCCAGCUGGCCCGGGCGAUGUAUGCAGGGGGAGGGGGAUCUGGGGGAGGGGGAAGUGGGGGAGGGGAGCGCAGCAGAGGAGCAGAUCAAAAAGAAAAGGAGCAGGGGGAUGGGGGGGAGGGGAAAGGGGGUGCGGAUGAGGGUCAGGGGGGUGCUGACGUGUUUCUACUGGAUGACCCCUUCAGUGCCGUGGAUGCACACACUGGCUCGCAGCUCUUCACUGAGUGUGUGCUGAGGGGCCUAGCUGGGAAGACUGUCAUCCUGGUGACGCACCAGGUGGACUUCCUGCCAGCCAUGGACCUCAUUCUGGUGAUGAGGGAGGGACGCAUAGUGCAGCAUGGGCGCUAUGACGAACUGCUGGCACAGGGAACCGACUUCUCCUCACUAGUGGACGCUCACACCGACGCUAUGCACUCUCUUGCUGCCACUGGCGCUGGUGAUGCUGCCUCUAAUGCUGCUGCCACUGGUUCUGCUGCCACUGGUGCUGCUGCCACUGGUGCUGCUGCUACUGGUGCUGGUGUGGCUGCUGGCGAUGUCACUGCUACUAGUGGUGCUGCUUCUGCCGUUGCUGCGGCUAAUACUGCUGCCGCUGGUGCUGCUAAAGCUGGUGCUGUGGGCACUGUAGCCCUGUCUGCCACUGCUCCCCCUACCACGUCCUCAGAUGCUGCUGAAAACCCUCCCUCCUCCUCCUCACCCUCCCGUCUAACCCCUCAAUCCUUCUCCUCCCCCUCAAGCUUUCUGCAGCGCCUCAGAAGCUCUCUGGGGCUUGCUGCUGCUGCUGGUGGUGCUGCUGGUGCUGCUGGUGGUGCUGCUGGUAAUGCUGCUGCAUCUCCUCCUGCUGCUGCCAGUGGUGAUUCGCCCGCUGCUUCUGCUGCUGCAGGUCGAGGGAAAGGGAAGCAGCAAGAGGCGGCAGCGGAAGGAGGAGUCGUUGGUCCGAAGGAGGGAGAGAUAAGCGAGGAGGGGGAAGAGGCACGGAAUGAUGGCAGCAACGAGGAGGGCGACAGAGCGCGUGAGGGAAGACAGAUGGUGGACAUCGGGAGGACAGUGGACGGACAGAGGGCCGAUCAGAAUGGGCUGCAGGCCGGCGAACACACUGGGUCUGGGAACGGAAGGAAAACCAGCAGAGAUGAGGCGGGAGCCAGAGCAAGCAAUGAGUCAGGGAGUGAAAAGCGCAGGAGCCGCUGCAGAAAGAACAAGGCUGGCAGAACCAGCAGCGGUGGCAGUGGUGGUGGUAAUGGUGGUGGCAGUAGCAGGCGCAGUAUAGGGCAAGCGGGAACCGGCCAGCUGAUAAGUGACGAGGAGCGGUCGUCGGGCCGAGUGGCCUUUGCAGUGUACUGGGCGUAUCUCACCGCCGCCCUUGGCUGCUGGCCCAUCCCCGCCCUCCUAUUGGUGCAAACCCUCUGGCAGACGCUGCAAAUCGGCUCCGAUUGGUGGCUUGCCACGUACACAUCCACCUCCGCCCCCUCCUCCUCUUACCAUUCCUCCUCCUUCGCCUCCUCCGCUUCCUCCUCCUCCGCCACCUCCCCAUCUUUCCUACCCCCCUCCUCUGCCUCGUCUUCUUCUUUCCCCAUCAACCUUGGGGCCCCAUCCAUCACGCCCGUUGGGUUUCUGCGGCUGUACGUGCUGCUAGCGUUGGGGAGUGUGCUGUUUGUGCUCGUGCGCACAGUAGCAGUGUCGUGGAUGGGGUGGGAGACGGCUCAGACCCUCUUUGCCCACAUGCUGCACGCUGUGUUCCGAGCGCCCAUGGCAUUCUUUGACUCCACUCCUGCUGGCAGGGUGCUUUCCCGGGCCUCAACGGACCAGGCAACGGUCGAUCUGGAUCUCCCGUUCCGCUUCGGCACGGUGCUGUCGCUGGUGUUCCAGCUGCUCGGCAUUCUCACCGUCACCUCUCUUAUCACGUGGCCGGUGCUCUUCGCCAUCGUGCCGCUUGCGUACUUCUACUUCUCCUAUCAGGAGUAUUACCUGACAACAUCUAGGGAGCUUUCUCGCCUGGAUGGCAUCACCAAGUCGCCCAUCAUCGAGCACUUCAGCGAGUCGCUGGCGGGGGCUGCAGUGAUCCGCGCCUUUGCUCAGGAGCCACGAUUCGCCCGCAAUAGUGCAGCCCGAGUGGAUGCCAACACGCGUGUGGCGUGGUGCAGCCGCGCGGCGGUGGAGUGGCUUGGCUUCCGCCUGGAGCUGCUGGGGUCGCUGCUGCUCUGCUUCUCCGCGCUCAUGCUCACACUGCUGCCGGCUUCGGUGGUGUCGCCAGGCCUGGCAGGCAUGUCUCUCUCCUACGGGCUCGCUUUGUCCCAGGGUCUUUUCUUCGUUGUGUGGGCGUGGUGCGGGCUGGAGAACCAGAUGGUAUCAGUGGAGCGGAUUCUGCAGUUCUCCCACCCCGCAGUGCCCUCUGAAGCGCCUCUGGUCGUUCACAGCCAUAGACCAUCUGGGGACUGGCCGCAGCACGGGCGGGUGGAGUUCGACAAUCUGCAGGUCCAGUACCGGCCAGACCUCCCCAUGGUGCUGAAGGGAGUGACUCUGACGAUACAGGGCGGCCACAAGGUCGGCAUUGUUGGCCGCACUGGCAGCGGCAAGUCAACACUUGUCGCUGCUCUCUUCCGAUUGGUCGAGCCGGCGUCCGGCAGGGUGCUGAUUGAUGACGUGGACAUUGGGAGCAUCGGAUUGGGUGAUCUGAGGGGGCGACUGGCGAUAAUACCGCAGGACCCGACACUUUUCCAGGGGCCUAUCAGGAUGAACCUGGAUCCCGCAGGGGAGUACAGCGACGCGCAGAUAUGGGAGGCGUUGGACAGAUGCCAGCUGGGGGAUACUGUCAGAGGCAUGGAGGCGAAGCUAGAGGCACAGGUGGUGGAGGGAGGGGAGAACUGGAGCGUGGGACAGAGACAGCUCUUCUGCCUGGGUCGAGCCCUGCUCAAGAACUCGCGGAUUCUCGUGCUGGAUGAAGCGACGGCGUCCGUUGAUUCUGCCACCGAUGUGGCGAUCCAACGGACGAUAAAGGAGAGCUUCGGCCGGGCCACCAUCAUCAGCAUUGCGCACCGGAUAGCAACAGUCAUUGACAGUGAUAUGGUGGUGGUGAUGGACCAAGGUACCGUGGCAGAGUGCAACUCACCAGCUCAGCUUCUGCAAGACCCCGAGUCCAUGUUUUCUCGCCUGGUCGCGGAGUAUGCAGUUCGAUCAUCCGGCCUUGCAGACAUUGCCAAGAGCCUAUCACUUGAGAGCCUUGCCAAUGCUGCUCUUUCAUGAUGAUGCUGAGGCAUAUGGUGAAGACGUGAAUUUGGACUGAACAUGGCUACCGGUGUAUGCAGGGCUCUCGCUAGGUAUUUUCCACUUUCUAGGCGAUCAGACGGGCCCUUAGGGCCUGUCCGAUUAUCAGACGCCCGAUCUUUCAGUUUCUGAAUAAUCAGAGGUUUUAGAGUAGAGUUUCUAGGAGAUCAGAAGUUCCAGCCUUACAUUUCUAAGUUUGUACCUAAUCAUUAGGCGAAAACGAUAUUUCACCAAAUCAUUAAGCCA